AUGUCUGUGUCGUCACGAAGAAAGGCCCUCAAGGAGUUCUACAGAUUGCAGGAGCAAGGACAGCAGCAGCUGGAGAGCGCGCAGCUGGGCCAUGAGGAGACGGCCGAAAAGCCAGAGCUCACGCUGGAGAACGUGGACGAGUUCAUCAGAAACAGCGACUUCAAGAAGCUGCUCGAGACAGAAAAUGAUAUCACCGAGGAGCUGAACUCGAACCAGGCCGAGAUCAAGUCGAUCAUCUACAACAAUUACUACGAGCUAAUCAAGAUCAGCGACGUGCUCAUGGAGCUCAAGUCCUGGAACAACGAAGACGACGGCGUGGCGGAAAACCUGCACAAGAUCCGCGGCAAAAUCCAAUCGCUGAGGGCCCAGGACUUGCGGCUGCUGGCCGAGCCUGUCGAGGUGAAGGGAGAGAAAAUAAGCAAGAGCAUCAACAAACUGUUGCUGGACAGCAAGAUCGACAAGAAGACGGCGGACGCCAUUGACGACUCGCUGCCGGAGCUGAGCGGCGAGAGCCUGCUGCUGCAGAUGAACGAGCUGAAGAACAAGUAG
Molecule: messenger RNA, 549 nt
Organism: Ogataea haglerorum
Lineage: Eukaryota; Fungi; Ascomycota; Pichiomycetes; Pichiales; Pichiaceae
Exons: 1
Coding region: 1-549 (182 amino acids)
Source: RefSeq, a predicted model, not a curated record